AUGGACCCUUCGGCCAGUAUACCCGAUGAUUCCGUUCAGACGGACCUUCAGUCCCAGGGCCCGCCGCCUGAUAUGGUAGAACACAUGGAAAGGGACAAUGCUGGUGAUAGCAAGAAUGCACAGGAGGCCACCGAUCCCCAAUCUACCCACAGGUCGUCCACCCCGGGUUCGUUCGUAGAAGGAAAACAAAAGGCAGAAGUCACACAGCCUGCAGCAGAGCCACAGAAUGAAGCUUCGAGGCUUGAUGACGACCAUGAUGACCAGGACGACUGUCCGGGGUCUCCUGACCUGCAGGAUGAGUCGGCCAACGCGAUGGUCCUCCCCCAGAAGCGCUCCAGAUCCGGCUCCCUGAAACGGUCAACAUCGCCGCCUGUUGAGCUUCCAGCGGGGCCUCGCGAUACGCCGUUGGACAAAAUCCAAUUGGAGCAGUAUCUUCAUAGGGAAUGGCUGCACUCUGCACUUGCCGCCAGCAGAACCCCUCGCCACGAUAUCCUGCACGAAAAGAGGGCGGAGCGCGAUUUCUAUCUACAGCUACAACACGAGCGUCAAGUGAACCCGGCAGCUAUUUUUGGAGUGGGUUACGAAGGGUUUGGCAAUAUUAGGACUGACCUUAAAUCGCAGCACCCGCAACUACUCUACCCAUCAAAUAGAAGGAAGCCUGGAGGGAGAAAAUCCCGGGACGUACGAAUUUCACGAGAAGAAAUGGACAAGCAAGCCGAUCAGCCCGAGAACUUGGUACCCAUUCGACUAGAUAUUGACUGGGACAAAGUGAAGCUCCGAGAUACAUUUACAUGGAACUUACACGACCGUGUCACGCCACCCGAUGUCUUUGCAGAAAAGCUGGUGGAAGACUUCGGUCUCCCCCUGGAAUCGUGCGGCCCGCUUGUUCGACAGAUCACACAGAGCAUCCAAGAUCAGUUGACUGAUUAUCAUCCCCACGUUUUUAUUGAGGAAGAGCCAUUAGAUCCGCAUCUCCCGUAUUUCGCUUAUAAGAAUGAUGAAAUGCGCAUAUUAAUUAAACUCGAUAUCACCAUCGGCCAGCAUACGUUUGUGGACCAGUUUGAAUGGGACAUCAAUGAUCCACAGAAUUCUCCUGAAGCUUUCGCAAUCCAAACGGCAAGGGAUCUGGCUCUUCCAGGAGAGUUUAUGACCGCAAUCGCUCAUUCUAUUCGAGAACAGACUCAACUUUUUACAAGAAGUUUAUAUGUCGUCUCACAUCCCUUUGAUGGCCGACCUAUCGAAGACCCCGACCUUAGAGCCGCCUUUCAACCAUCCCCUCUUACAUCUACAUUCCACACAUUUCAGCAAGCCAAAGAAUACGUCCCAUGCCUUUAUGAACUCAACGAAGCUGGUCUUGAGAGAGCCGAAGGGGCCGUCUCACGCGAGCAACGACGACAAAAACGUUCUGUCAAUCGUCGUGGAGGUCCAGCCCUUCCGGAUCUGAAAGACCGGCAGCGUACCAUUCGGACCAUGAUCAUGUCGUCUGUUAUUCCUGGAGCUGCGUCCUCAAUUGAGGAAACUCGAAUAUUCAAACGAUCUGGUGCAGGUAGAAGCCGCCGUGCAACAGCUGGCCAGCGUGACGGCUUGGAAGAUUCCGAUGACUCCGAUAGUGAUGAAUCCUCCGGUGCCUCCCCAGCCAUGUCUCAUUUGACCCAAGGCACUGCGAGGACCCGUAAUAUGCGUACAGCCUCUGCAAUCGCGCAGUCAGCAAUGCGCAGCCACCUCACUCGCUCAGCAACUCCCGAAGUUUCGUCUAUUCUUGAAACCAGAGCGUCUGCAAGGAGACGGGAUUACCGCGAAGAAAGCUCGGAGGUUCCAGAGAAACUCAUCGUUAAACUCAGGAUCAACCCACAGAGACUCCGCCAAUUCAUGAGGGACUUGAAAGCGAGGCAAAAGGGCUUCAUCGGUUCGCCUGCGACUCCAAAUGCACCAACCCCUGUUCGCCCUGCAUUCACCCCUGCUCGCGGUUCCAUGGGACCUCCCGCCUCUCAACCGGCAGCUACUCCUAAGAAACCAACGCCAUCCCAAUUAAAUGGUGUCGUCGACGCUCCUCACCCGCCCCAACCCGGUGUCCCUGGUCCUCCUCCACCACCCUGGCUAAACCGUGGCUUGAACAACCUCAAAAAGAUUUAUCCCCGUGACUCGUUUGAAGGCACAAUGCGCUACACAGCUGUUGACCCACAAACUAACUUACCGAUCCCUAACGCGGCUGCAACUCACCCGGGACAAAAGCUAGUUUAUAAGUACUUUCCUCGAAUCCGAUGCCAUGACUGCCCUGGAAAGCUUUAUACCCCUGGCCCAGCAUUGACCGUGGACAAUUUCGAAGUUCAUCUGAAGAAUAGACAGCAUAAAGAGAGAGUUGAGGAACGGCAUGCUCGCAUAGCAAGGGAAACAGGCGUUGCAAGUGUCCCGACGGUACCGGCUGGCGGAUCUGCUUCUUGA
Molecule: messenger RNA, 2442 nt
Organism: Uncinocarpus reesii 1704
Lineage: Eukaryota; Fungi; Ascomycota; Eurotiomycetes; Onygenales; Onygenaceae
Exons: 2
Coding region: 1-2442 (813 amino acids)
Biological process (GO): chromatin remodeling; regulation of transcription by RNA polymerase II
Cellular component (GO): nucleus; nuclear chromosome; SWI/SNF complex
Molecular function (GO): transcription coregulator activity
Source: RefSeq, a predicted model, not a curated record